This is a messenger RNA of Falco peregrinus (peregrine falcon), 8967 nucleotides long. It is a transcript of the gene MYEF2, whose product is annotated as myelin expression factor 2. The record is from RefSeq and is a predicted model, not a curated record. Gene Ontology annotation, biological process: regulation of mRNA stability involved in response to oxidative stress. NCBI's taxonomy places the organism in Eukaryota, Metazoa, Chordata, Aves, Falconiformes, Falconidae. Gene Ontology annotation, molecular function: mRNA binding. Bases 94 to 1986 code for a protein of 630 amino acids. The transcript is spliced from 17 exons. Gene Ontology annotation, cellular component: cytoplasm; nucleus; post-mRNA release spliceosomal complex.
CGCGAGACUUGGGCCGGCCCGGCGCGGCGAGGCCGAGGCGCUCCGGGCCUCUUUUCAAACCCAGCGGUAGCGGGGCCGCGGCCCGGCGACGAAAUGGCGGAGAACGACAAGCCGGAGGCUGCGGCCGCCGCGCCGCAGUGCGGAGUGGAGGAGGCCGCCCCCGCCAACCCGCCGCCGCCGCCGCCACAACAACAGCAGCAGCAGCAGCAGCAACAGCCGCCGCCGCAACAACAGCCGCUACAACAGCCGCCACAGGAUCAGGAGGCGGCGGCAGCAGCGACAGCGGCAGCAGCCGAGAGCGGCGGGGGCAGCGCUAAUGGCGUCAAAAUGGAUAAUGAUGAGACGGCAAAAGAAGAGAAAGCACCUGUGAAAGAGAAGUACAUUGCAAAACCGAAGGCAAUCCCUUCUCUUGGAAACAAGAAUAGAUUCCAUCCCUAUUCAAAGGACAAGAAUGCAGGCACUGGAGAGAAGAAGACUAUUAAUCGUAAUAGAGUUUUUAUUAGCAACAUCCCAUAUGACAUGAAAUGGCAAGCUAUUAAAGAUCUUAUGAGAGAGAAAGUUGGUGAGGUUACAUACGUGGAGCUGUUUAAGGAUGCUGAAGGAAAAUCAAGGGGUUGUGGUGUGGUUGAAUUCAAAGAUGAAGAAUUUGUUAAGAAAGCAUUAGAAACUAUGAACAAAUAUGAUCUUAGUGGAAGACCCCUGAAUAUUAAAGAGGAUCCUGAAGGUGAACAUGCUCGUAGGGCAUUACAGCGUGUAGGAGGACAGUUUCCAGGAGGACAUGGACCCGAUGUGGCACCUGGAAUAAUGAAUUUGCCACCUUCUAUUCUCAAUAAUCCAAACAUUCCUCCUGAGGUUAUCAACAACUUGCAGGCAGGCAGGCUUGGGUCCACUAUUUUUGUUGCUAAUCUUGACUUUAAAGUUGGGUGGAAGAAACUGAAGGAGGUAUUCAGCAUUGCUGGAACUGUGAAGCGUGCAGACAUCAAAGAAGAUAAAGAUGGCAAGAGUCGAGGAAUGGGAACAGUUACCUUUGAACAAGCGAUUGAAGCUGUUCAAGCAAUAUCUAUGUUCAAUGGACAAUUCCUGUUUGAUAGACCCAUGCAUGUUAAAAUGGAUGACAAAUCGAUUCCUCAUGAAGAUUUCCGUGUUGCAGACAGCAAAACUUCACAAUUACCUCGUGGUCUUGGUGGCAUUGGUAUGGGACUCGGACCAGGUGGACAGCCCAUCAGUGCAACACAGUUGAGCAUGGGUGGUGGAAUGGGGACCGUGGGUCCAGGAGGUAUGGGAAUAGACGGUCCAGGAUUUGGUGGAAUGAAUAGAAUGGGAGGUGGACUUGCUGGAUUUCGUGGAAUUGAAGGAAUGCCUAACAUGGGAGGAUUUGGAGUCAGCCGAAUGGGAGAAAUGUUCCGUGGUGGAAUGGGAGGAAAUAUGGACCGAGAAUUUGGUCGUAGUGACAUGGCAUUGAACCGUGGGUUUGGAGAUUCUUUUGGAAGGAUGGGUGGUGCAAUGAUUGGUGUUUUUGCAGGAGGAAUGGGAGCGCCUAGCAUGGGCCCAGUAAGAUCUGGAAUGAGUGGUGGAAUGGGUGGUAUGAACAGUAUGGCUGGAGGAAUGGGAGUGGAUCGGAUGAGUUCUGGUUUUGAUCGAAUGGGACCAGCUAUGGGUGGAGGCCUGGAAAGGAACAUUGAUAUUGAUCGAGGAUUUGUGCCUGGCCCGAUAGGAGGUGGCAUGAGAGAAAGAUUAGGCUCUAAAGGCAACCAGAUAUUUGUGAGAAAUCUUCCUUUUGACUUGACCUGGCAGAAGCUAAAGGAGAAAUUCAGCCAAUGUGGUCAUGUAAUGUUUGCAGAAAUAAAAAUGGAGAAUGGAAAAUCAAAGGGCUGUGGAACAGUCAGAUUUGACUCACCAGAAUCUGCUGAAAAGGCCUGUAGGAUAAUGAACGGCAUAAAAAUCAGUGGCAGAGAAAUUGAUGUACGCUUGGAUCGCAAUGCAUAAUUUAAAACUGUGUUCAGGAACAUUCCUAUGUCUGUUUAGCUUCUCUUAUCCUAGUAAGUCAUUUUUAGUAACAUUGUAUGCUUACAAAAACUGUAAAAAGGAACUUUUAAAUCCCACCAGCCUUUAACAGUAUAGUGUUUAAUAUACUGUGAUACUUGUUAACUGAAUCUUACUAUGUUUGGUUUUUAAAGACAAUUUGCCUGAUUUUUGUUGUUUUUUUUUAGAGGCACUGAGCACCUGCAGGUCCCUGUAGACCGUGGAAGCUUUGGAUGCUCAGCGCCUUUGGAAAAUUAGGCCAAGUGUCUCUAGUCAUUCAGUUUAAAUGAAUGGUUAUACUGUUUUUAAUAAAAUAAGCCAUUUUCUCUGUUAAUCUCAAGAUUGCAUAGUGGGAUUUGUUUAGUGUUUUCUGAUUUUUAUUUUUUUCCCCCUCAGCGUGUAUCAACAUUGUAAUGUAAAAACUAGAUGUCUUUUUUCAGAAUUUUGGUUUUAUAUGUGCGUUGUAGUCAUACUGUAAUUCUUGACUCUAAAAGAAAGGGCUCCAAUUAGGCUGUGAUGUUUUCGUUCUACUUAAUAUUACUGUAAUGACAUGACUUAGUUCUGUAAAUAAGAUUUAGAGCCCAAUGGGAGUUUUGAUUAUUUUUUUUUUAUUUUGACUAAAUGAAGAAACCAGUCUUUCUCUCCUGCUUUUUAUUUUUUUCAUCAGUAUAAUAACUGAUUAAAACUAGUUACCACAGACCCUUGUAGGAUUGUUGCCUAUGAUGCCAAGUUCAUAUAAAAUUGCUAAAACAGUAAAUACUAAGUACAGUACAAGACAAAUUCCUCCCAACUUUUUAUCUAUUUUCCAGCCAUUCAGAUGAACUGCCAGAAAAAUAAAACCAACAGAACAGAUAAGAGAAAUGGCUGUGUAUGUCAAACCACUGCUGUUCACUUCUAUGGGUCCUGAUGUAUUUAUGAAGGCAGUUUUUAUAAACCAGGGUAUUCCCAAACAGAGCAUAUCAAAUACAUUGGAUCCUACAAUGUUAGACAUAGCCAUAUCUCCAUUUCCUGUAAAAGAAGAAGUACAAAUAAGUCUGCUUAAUUGUAUUAUACGAAGCUGCUAAACUGUUUUGGAGGAACAGGCUGUCAGCCUUCAGUUUCUUACAGAGCACCCUUUUCAGACUUUGCAUUGAAAGAAUUAUAGUCACGAUUCUACAGAAUAUGGUUUUGGGUACCACAAGCAUUAAAAUAAAUAAUAUAAAAAAGGUCUCCCUAAAUCACCAGCAUCUGCACAGUUGCACUUAAGAUAAGCUAGACAGGCUAUUAUAAAAUCCAGUCAAGUUGAAAAUACCAAGACCUACAGUUCUGUUUUGCAGUAAAACUAACACUUGAUCAACAACAAAACAAACUAGAAUACUUCUCUGAGAUACUGAGAGGUUUUUAAAAGUCUGAGCCACAGCUGCUUCAGGUAAGCUAUUUAUUUAUUAUUAGUAAAUUAAGCUCUAGAAUUCGGAGCAAAACUUUUGAAGUUACUCCUUGAAUUUCUGGAAAUGUUGACUAGAAUUCUUUUUUUCUUGGUACCUUUUAAAGACAUGCAUUGGAAUGAGCCUGAAUACUAAAAUCUUUACCUUUUCGAGCCACCAGCACGCUUGCAACUGUAUCUGGUACACUUGUUCCUGCUGCUAGUAAUGUGAGACCCAUUACUGACUCUGGAAUUCCCAGUGUUUCACCUGCAGUUGAUAAAUAACGGUAGAAAAUGCAAGUAUGUUUUUAGUGUAAGUUUCAUCUGAAGAAGUUGUUUUGGACUUUGUUUGCUGGAGAAAGGAUUAGUAAUCAUACAGUCAUUUCAAAAGGAAUGUGUCAGCUAACUCAACUAAAUAUGAAGUGACUGAACCAUGAAAUAGUUAAAAAAAAGAACAACAACAAAGAAAGAAGUCCUUGUUCUUCAGUCAAAUAGAAAAAGAAUUGUAGUAUAGUAACUGUCUUUAAGUUCCUCAAAGACCUGCAUGGAAUGUCUCCAGUGGUCAAGACAAUAGCAAUUAUUAAUUUUCUUGUUUCAGAUACAGUAGAAGUUUAAAUACCUAACAAUUUACUUUUUUUUUUCUUUUUUUUUUUUUCCUUGUAGAAAAUAUAAUAAUGUCUUCUAUGUUUUUGGGCAUCUCAUUGUUAGUGCUCAAAGCUCAUGAAGCAAUAACUAUAACCACCCUCUUUAAAGGUAGGGGGGAAUAAAGCACAUGAAUUUACUUGGGGAGGAGGGUCAUUGGGAUCAUUACUACAGUACUGUCUCUACAUGGCCUUACCAUUUCACUCCAGUUAGAAAGUUCUUUUGUUGGAUUUUGAAGAAUCAAAAUGCAGAAUUUUUAUAUGACUUUUAAGUGCAAGUAAUCUUUUAGAAGUGUGAGUUUCUUCAGGUAAAUACUGGUUUAAAUUAAUAAAAGUUUAAUUGUUACUGAAACAGCAGCUUAUUUUUCCCCACUUGUUUUUUAGCCUUACAUGUCCUGUAAGCAUACUAAUUUCUCACUUAAAAUGCAGGGAUUCAGAUCUUCAAAACUGUUUUAGCAGCUGUACCAUUCAAAAGCAUCGAUACGCUGAAGUAUUUGAUACCUCUAUUCAAACUAUUAAGUUACUAGUUUUUCUUAAACUUUUUUGUUCACUAAAAAGUACCUUAAUAUUUUUUUUUUGAAAUCUGAAUUCUUACUUGCAAUAUUUGAACACGAAUAAGAACAGUUUUCUUAAAGUAAGAGGCAGUGCUCUGUAAACUUAGGUCAGCAAUGCUUGCCUAAUACAUACCAGCUUAGUCUAGAUCAGCCCAGUAAAUUUAUGUUUGAAACUAUUUGUUGGUUCAGAGGGACUAACAUGUUCCUGUUGCAGAAUUUGUACUGGUAUUUAUUCUUCCAUCACUGCUAAUGUAAGAGACUUGUAGGAUGAGGGACUGACAAGAUCAGCUUUUAUAAACCAUUCAGGCUGGAAAAUAAUAGGGUCACGCCAAGCAAACCAAGGUGAAUACAGCCUUAUGUACCCAACGGUAGUUUCUAGCCCUCUGAAGGUUGUAAGAAAGAAUUUAAACUCAGGUGAAUCUAAUUUUUCUGUUAUUAGAUAGAUUUAUUUUCCAUUUAAUGUGUAGUUGUUUUUGGGUUUUGUUUUGGGUUUGUUGUUUUUUUUUUUUUUUUCUGGCAACUGACCAUAAAAGAGAGAAUGGUCUUAUUUUUCUAGCCUUUAGUUAAUUUUGUGCAUUGGUAGCAGUAUCCUGCUGUAAGUAGUCAAAUUUUCUUUGCUAGCAACAAAAAGGUGUACUAAGUUAGGUUUGUUCUUGACCAUCAAAAUUUAGUCCCCAGCUAUGCUACCGUCAUGACAUUCUGAUAGGCUGUAUAUGCAAUGAUAGAAUCUUUGAGUCAACCUUCAUGAAAGAACCUGGACUUGAAUGUAAUGUGUGUGUAACUUUUAGCAUUUUAACGUGUAAAUAGAACAUAUUUGACAUAGAAGUAGUGGGCCAAAGACCCCAUAUUGCUUGUGAUGGCUCUUCAAAUUGGACUAACACUAAUACACUGUUUGAAUCUCCAGUGUACCUGCUUUCAUAUGAAUUAGUGGUUUGUCUAGUAGAACAGCCAUAACUUUCAUUUGAAUCCUGUUUCAAAGGCUUCUAGCAUUCAGACAGUAAACCCUUGCCCUUUAGUUACAAGUGGAAAAUUAUUUGGCCAAGGAGUGAACCUGGUGGGUGUUUUAUCCAGUGACCUACUAGUAAUUUCUCAAAGGUUUAUCAAACGUGUAGGUCUGUUUCUGCACUGAACAAGGAGUUAUUCAUUGAACUUAAGUUGAAAACGAGUUUAGGGUGCUGAACUAGCAGAACACUUGAGUAGGAUUAGUGAGCUAUAAUGUGGAAAUGGCAAGCUUUGUAACAUUUUGUUCUUGUUUAGAGAUUUGUUUUCUGCUUGUUCUUAAAAUGAAAAACUGGAUUUUUUUUUCAGGCUGACUGGAGAAACAGUGAAAUGAGGAGACUUUUAGUACCUUAAGAUAUUUUUAAGAGAAUGUUUUUACACAGAAGUUCAUACCCCUUCUGUCACUUAAAUGCAAUUCUUUCACUGCUUCACUUUAUGAUGCACAAUUGUAAGAGGUAUACAUAUACACACCCCAAGAAUGUUUAAUAAACGCAUGAUGCUGUAGUUGAAAUAAAAUAGGGCAAAAAUUUGGGAGGCUUUUUUGGCAGUUAAUGCAAAAUCUCUUACUGUAGUGUUCGAGAAAAAUGUAGGUAUAGAGAUAAUGAAUCUUCUGCAGAACCCUGAACUUUAAAUUUCAGUCUUGGUGGAUUCCAUGUUUGUCUGACUUCAGCUUGACUAGUUUAUUGCUGUGUAUCUGACAGUAUCACUUCUUGAAGCAGUUUAAUGAAACUUUUUCUUUUUUUUAAUAUAGGCUGGGUUUUGUAGCUAUGUAAACAUUCAUGUGAUGGUAAGCAGUCUGAAGCAGCUAAACUCUGAAUGGUUUUCUUUAGAUGGAAGAAGGUGGCAAACUAAGCAGUCAAACAUAAGUUUUUAUUGGUUUUGUUUGCUGUGUUUUUUACAGCAAAGUAUGUGUUGCUAAACUGACUGUUAAUUGUGGAAGGGAAAACUCUUUGCAGGGAGAAAACUUUUUUCAGUGAUUCUAGACUAGUUGAUUCUGUAUAGCAGCAGCACUUUAGGUACCUACCUGCUAUUGUUACCAUCCAUACAAGAACGUAAGUUAUUGCAGAAAUCCAUGCUGCUGAAAUUAAAAAUGUCACCAUGAACCAGUUCCUCCAAAACUGUCUUCUGCAAUCUGGUAUAGUCAAGUAGAAUAGUGUAAUAAUAGGAAGGGAUAACACCCACAAAAUUCUCUUCAUGUCUGCUUCAGGCAUGGUGAAGACACUUGGAUGAUCUGUUGAAGAAAAAGUAACGAUUUUAAAUUGUAGCAUUAAGUUUGAAUCCAUAGCUUACAGGCAUAUUACUGGCCUCUGCUUGUGAGAAUACUGGGAAAAGGUAAAAAAUACUUCGAAGUUCUAGCUGUAGUCUUACCCAGUAUCUACAUCACACUGGACAAAACUCUGAAAUGUUUUAUUACCAUGUCACUAUAGGAGAGAAAUAAUGUGGAUGAAAAGCAAACUUUUCUGUAAAGGUUUACAUAAAUUUUUACCAAGAGUAAGUACCAACUGCUGUUUUUCGCCUAAGUAAAGAGGAAUCUGAUGAUCUGUGGCUACAUCAUAGCUAUUCCUCUACUUCUGAUAUCAUGCAUAUUUUUGGCUACAGACCUGCCAUUGUCGUAAGAGAAUAGUAUACAUUAGUACUGUACCGAUGUGUCUUUCGGCUGCAUGUUACAAGCAGUGUUGCUGGGAAGUUUCAUAUGUGCAUUGCAAAGGCUGAUGGAAGUCUGCUGUUACAACUGACACAAUGAGCAACUUUCCUAGCAUUCCUCUAGCAGCUAACUUCAUAUAAAUACUCUCACUCUGAUUUUGCUUGAUGUUAUAUUCCAGGGAAGAAUCAUUUAAUUAAAUACUAUGCUGGAGGUUUUUUGUGAACAAAAUCUUAGUGUAUCAGAAUCUGCUUUUAUUAGUACUAAUGCAGACAGGCAUGCGGAGCGCCAGAGACAACUGUAAUAACACUUAUACCUGCAGAGAUUUUAUCAAGCCCAUGCAAGCUUGUUGAAAGUUGGGAAUAGUUCAGCUCGUCCUGAAAAAUUCCACUAUCUGUUCUCGACUGUUGACAAAUCAGAGGUCCGCUCUCUUCCCUCCAUCCAACCAGUGGCUGCUGCUCAGCGUUCUCUUCCAUAGCUUUUGUAAAACAUGUACAGCAGGGACUGAACUUUUUCAUGAGGUAUUGGUUGAUUUUAAUGUCAAAACAUAGUACCAGAAUAUAGCACCCGUAUGUCAAUAAUAAGGAUGCACUUUCAUACCUAGAAUGAAAAAAUAGAUUUUACAUAACAUGUAAUAUAAAGAUACCCUCUGACUCUCUUAACUUGCUAAAAUGGCUGUUGUAAGGAGAGGGAGAAAAUUUGCAUGAGUAGCAAAAGGAAAACACACAAAAGCAUAUAUUUGCAGUUGUAUGGCUGGUGUUAUGGAAGUUCAUGAGUGUCCCCAUGUCUUUCAGGAGUUUGAUUAAUACCCCUCCCCUGCUUAAUCUUCUUUGUGUAUUUGUAUAGCUGCAUGUUUUCCAGGGUAUCUUACUGAUGUUUGCAAAAUUGAGACUUCAUAUGAUAGAGAGGGAUAGUAUGUGCUAUUUUGAGUUCAAAACUUCAGAGAUCCGGUGCUGGACCUGAGUUGUUGAGGCAACAGGAGUUUCGGUGUUGAUGGAAGAGUUAAAACAUCAGAAGCUCAUGAUCCGCUGCUUCCGGUAGACAAAUGUUUUUCUUAACAGUGAUGCUAUCAAAAGAAAGGCUCAAAAGGAGUAACCUAUGAAGACUAAUUGCUGUGGCAGAACAGUUACAGAAAUUGUGAAGUCUGUACAGACAAACCUAUGCAGAUCAAACUUCAUAAAUAUGCAGGGUUUGAAUGUUUAGUUAAUAAUCUUUUACAAGCAUUGUGACUUUCUGUUUUUUGAAACCCACAGGAUGUUUAUUUCUGUUAGUGAAUGGCAGUUCAGGCUACUUGAAGUUCGGGUUUUUUUUUUCAAAAUGCUGUCUCACUAAUCUCCAGUCAACAUGAAUUUGACACUACUUGUGCUCUUACCAGUAAAUUCUGUUGUCAGAUAUCAUCGCAAGGACCGCCGCUACGCUAAUUGUAUAUGCCAGACAGUCUCUAAACAGCGGCCAACAGGAUAGCCUCGAAACCUGCAGAUCACAGAUUCAUUUACUUUUCUUAAACUUGUCUGUAAUACUUUCACUAAGUGCUGUAAAUGCUGCAUCAAUAUGUUGUUUCUAUAUUAUGUAAAAAUUUAAGAUUCUUAGGAAUGACUUGAGUAUGAUAUUUAACAAGGUAGUGUUUUUAAAAACUUUCAUAGCAAGUUAUCUUAACUGAUUACAUGCUGGUUUUGCUACUAAAUAAUAAACUUGGCAGUUGUCAUA